Messenger RNA from Mus musculus (house mouse), 1074 nucleotides. RefSeq names its product testis specific gene A8 (gene Tsga8). NCBI's taxonomy places the organism in Eukaryota, Metazoa, Chordata, Mammalia, Rodentia, Muridae. The record is from RefSeq and is marked validated. The transcript has 2 exons. Bases 247 to 963 code for a protein of 238 amino acids. Gene Ontology annotation, cellular component: nucleoplasm; cytoplasm.
GGUACAUUCUGCUCCUUCACCAGGCACGCUCGUGCAUCAUAGCCAUGCUUUGUGACGGCUGAGCACGUGCUCGCCUACUAUUGGCUGAGGACCUGGUGACGAACCAGACUUUAUGGGUGUGGCCUUCAAUGCUCUGGCAGUUGCUCCCGAGCUCUCGAGGUAGCAACACUUGAAAGCUGUUGGCGGCGAGGGUUACUAAGAAAUCAAAGGAUUUCGUGUAAGAAAUCAAAGGAUUUCGGAUCGGAAAUGGAUGUUCCGACUUCAUCCACCGAUUCUCAGGAGGUGAAGCCUAUAAUGCCAAUUAGGACCAAGGCAGCCUGCAAGUUUUAUCCUCCUCACAUUCUUUGUGGAAAGGGUGCGAAGACCAACAAGCGUGGGAAACGCGGUGGCGCCCAAAAGGCUUCCACAAAGAAAGACAUCGGAGAAACUACUCCACCUGUGGCUAAGAAGUCCAAAGUGGCCAAGGAGCCAACCAUGCUGGCGGCAGCAGCCGCCCCUGAGGCAGCAGCCUCACCUGAGUCAUCAGCCGCAGCAGCCGCCCCUGAGGCAGCAGCCUCACCUGAGUCAUCAGCCGCAGCAGCCGCACCUGAGGCAGCAGCCUCACCUGAGUCAUCAGCGGCAGCAGCCGCACCUGAGGCAGCAGCCUCACUUGAGUCAUCAGCGGCAGCAGCCGCACCUGAGGCAGCAGCCGCACCUGCUACACCUGCUGCACCUGAGGCAGCAGCCGCACCUGAGGUAGCAGCCGCACCUGCUACACCUGCCGCACCUGAGGCAACAGCUGCACCUGCCGCACCUGAGGCAGCAACUACACCUGCUGCACCUGAGGCACCAGCAGCUGCUCCAGCUGUAGAGGAGGAAGAAAUGGUCUGGGAGGCGGCAGCAGUCGUUGGGGAGGCAGCUGUGAAGCCCCCCGAGGAGGAACCGACCAGCGGAGAAGCAGUCGCUACUACAACCAUGACCUAGGCAGAUAGCCAAUAAGAUGGCUAUCUCAGUGCUGGGAAUUCCCCAGAACCCCAGCCCCCAAAUAAAAAUUAACAUAUUGAUGUUAAAAAUAAACUGAUUAAAAUUUGAAAA